AAACCAAUGAGCGGGAAAGGGGAGAGGGCAAGUUUGCGGAAGGAGAAACGCGUUUUGUAGCCUUUGCGCGCUGCGGAAUAUUAGCGAGCUGGGAGUCGAGAACCUGGCAUGGGUGCCGUCAGAGGGCAGGAGCACCAGCCUCCUCAGGAGGUAAGGCUGAAGCGGCGGGGCUGUGUUUCCCUCUCGCCGGGCAGGCUGGCCUUUCCCUUGCGGGUGGCGCUUCCCUGCCCCGCUUUUGUCUAUGGGCUGCCGUUCCCCAUAGCGCUCUUGGGGGCGGGAGCUUUCCGGGCAGCGCUUGCUUCGCAAGGCGAGCCCGCAAGUCCUGUUGCCUUGCAAGAAACGCGCCCCGAACACGUCGAGGUUCGCUUCUGGGGAAGGAAGCGUGUAUAUAGGAUAAGCGCAGCCAGGGGCGCAGGCUUCUCCAGGAAACGUUAGUCCAGGGACCGGUGUUUGUUUGUAUGACGGGGAGGAGAACUCAGCGAGGGGAUAAAUUGCUGGGCCAGUGUCACACUCUGCACAUGCUCAAGGCGCUCAUCAUUGCUAUUACCUCAGAUGUCUUCCUGGACGGGUGCUUAGUUCAGUAAGCCCUCAAUUUACGCGAGGGAUCACGCCUAAAGUCAAAAUCGCAUAUGGGUUCAGUGGACAGUGGGAUUACCAAAGUAAAUUCCCCCCGAACGCCCUGCCCACUUUGUGCAUUUUUGUUCAUUUAUAUUUUUUUUACCACAUUUUUAUUCAUUUAUAUAUUUUUUUUACCACAUGCAUAAAGAGGAAUGCUGUGGUUCCCAACUAGGCACACAUCCCACAGGGGACAAUUCGAUAAUGAGUUACUAACAGUGAAUUUUUUGCAUUUCUUGUGGUUCUAGGGGCCUCAUAUAUAGUAUAUACUGUAAAUAUAUAUUGUGACAUACACAUUUUAAAAAUUGAAAUCAGAAUGUACACGGUGGUCAACUGGUGACAAUGGAAAGGUUAUCUAAACCUUGAGUGGGGAGGGCGGGGUAUAAAUAAAAAUCAUCAUUAUUAUUAUUAAACAGAAAAGUUUAUCUAAACAGAAAAUACACUGGGCGCAUUCAGGGGGAGUAGCGCUCCGUGGGGGGUUGGAUCAGGUUUUUAGAGAUACUUAGGUGGGGUAUGGCCAAAAAAAGGUUGGGAAGGAACCAGUGGCUGAAUGCAAGCAAGUUAAAUGCAUGUAAGUUUGCAGGCUUACUGUACUGACAGGCAGUACAUCAGCUUCAUUUGGGUGAGUGCAGACUGAAAUAAAACUCUCCUCCCAAACUCCCAUGGUGUACCCAGAAGAUAGGAGGCUGCUUGGAGUUGCAUAUUCUCUGUUCCAGAGAAUAUUUCCCUGAGUGUCAUGUCUUGCGCUUGAAAUACCCUGUGGAUCCUUUGGAGGUGGGAGUGGGGGAAUGAAAUACCACAUUUCCUUUGCUGCUCAGAAAUCGGUAAUGGUAAAUGUUUGUCACAGAGAACUGGAUAGCUGUGUUUAUUUUCUGUGAGCAUUUUCUAUAGAACAGUUAUAUGUCGUACUGUGAACAGACAGUCCACAAUGUUGCACCACAUCUAGAUGGUAAAAGUUGUUAUUAUAACAAAUUUAUUUGUACUCUGAUGUGACUCGAAGCAGCUUACAUAUAAAAUGAGAACUGAUAAAAACAUAGAAAAACAUUAAUUAAAAACAGUAAAUCAUUGUUAGAAGUAAAGUUCUGCUUUUUGUCUAGCAGAGCAAUCCUAUGCAUGGUUUCUGAGAAAUAAGGCCCACUGUGUUCAGUAGUUACUUGGUCCCAGGACUGUAGGUGCUUGUCAUCCUUUUGAAGAACAUCUCACAGGUUCUGAGUGAUGCGGGGAGUGGCAGCAGAGAGACACUUUCUCUAGAAGGUUACUCCCAUAAUGUGCUUUAGUACCAACAUACACAUACGUGGAGCUGCAUGUCUACCAACAUACACAUUUUUUUAACUCUGUCAAAGUACAGCCCUGUAUUGUAAUACAGGGGGAGUCACUGUGGAGCUCUACAGAUUUUCUUCCUCUUCAAAGACUACAGUUCCCAUCAUCCUUGACCAUUAACUGUUCUGGCUGGGACUGAUGGGACUCGUCGUUCAACAACAUCUGGAGGGCUGUCUGUUAUGAUGUAUGAAUAGCAUGGCUUUGUGACCUUUGCAAGCAUCCAGCUUGUAUGCAAAUAUAGACCAACCUGUAACAUCAGCACCAGUCUGAAGUGGAUCUGAUGUUUACUACAGCGGUACCUCUGGUUACGUACUUGCCGUAUUUUUCGCCCUAUAGGACGCACCGUCCCAUAAGGUGCACCUAGUUUUUUUGGGCGGAAAUAAAGGGGGGGGAUUAUUUCCCCCCCCCCCCAGGCGUGGGGCUGGGGCGGGGGAAGGCCAAGCUUCCCCCAACCCCAGCCCCCAGAACAGGCAACUCUCCGUAAGCUGCGGGAGCCCAGCCCCGGGCUCCCGCGCCUUGCGGAGAGCUGCGCGAAGUCUGGGCACACUGAGCUCAACGCGCCCAGCCUUCGGCAUGCAGGCAACUCUCUGCAAGCCGUGGGAGCCCAGCGCGGGCUCCCACGGCUUGCGGAGAUCUGCGCGAAACCUGGAGAGCCAGAGGGGUCGGUGCGCGCCGACCCUCUCGCUCUCCAGGCUUCAGCGAAAGCCUGCAUUCGCCCCAUAGGACGCACACACAUUUCCCCUUCAUUUUUGGAGGGGAAAAGGUGCGUCCUAUGGGGUGAAAAAUACAGUAAUUCAUUCCGGAGGUCCGUUCUUAAUCUGAAACUGUUCUUAGCCUGAAGCACCAGUUUAGCUAAUGGGGCCUCCCGCUGCCAUCGUGCCACCGGAGCAUGAUUUCUGUUCUCAUCCUGAAGCAAAGUUCUUAACCCGAGGUAAUAUUUCUGGGUUACCUGGGUACCUGAAGUGUAUGUAACCCGAGGUACCACUGUACGUACAUGCAUUUUUUUCUACUACUACUACUACUAAUAAUAAUAAUUGUAUGCCACCAAUCUGACUUGGUUGCCCUAGCCACUCUGAGCACCUUCUAACAGAAUAUUAAAAACACAAUAAAACUUUCAUAAAUUGCACAUAAUUUUGUGUUUUAAGAUGGUAUUUCCCUCUCUCUCCAAAUGACAUGGCUGUUUUAUCAGCCAAAUUCAUCUGAUCUUCAUUAGUGCAAGGGCUUCUGUCAGAAGUGCCUCAAAACACAUGAUAAUAACAACUUUGGUUCAAACUUUACAUUUCUUAGAGCUGGUGAGCUAGCAGAAGCUAGUGCAAGGACUCUUAUUAGUUCAGUGGAACUUUCCCUCAAGCACCAAGAUUCAGGACUCUGAAAAAAUACCAAAUAGCUCAAGAGAUAUAAAACGUUGUAAACAUCAGUAACGCCACACUGCAAUGGUGGUAUUAGAAAUGUAAUGGUUGGGCUAAGCUGUAGAAGUUUUAGAAUGUUUUGUUAAAGAAUUUGGGAACUUGGUUGUAUUGUCUUUAUAAGUGACAAAUGUGCCUGUCUUCCUUGAGUUGAGGAGCAUUGGUUACUUCAUUAUUCUUGUGUCUGACAGAAUCAGAAAUCUCAGCAUAUACUACUGGAGGAAAAACCUGUGCAAUAGUUGAACAGUUUUCAUACACCGGACUUCCACCAUCUUGUUUUUGCAGGAUUCUUUGGAGCUACGUGCAUUGGUAUUUUUAUAGCCAGUUCCGCAGGACGGAACCGGCUAUGAAAGUAUUAAAACUGUUUUACAAUGUAGUCAACAGUGUGUCUACUAAAAGGAAAUAUUUUGCAAGAAAUUUGUAGUGUGUACACUUAGAAGAACAUGGUUUUGGUUUUUUGAACAUAGAAUCAGUUUACUAUCUCUUCUAGGUUGAAACCCGUGAAGAUGAAGAGCAAAGUAUUAAGCUGAGUGAAAUCUUAGAGCUGCUGGUGGCAGCUGGAUACUUCAGGGCAAGAAUUAAAGGGCUGUCCCCCUUUGACAAGGUGAGAGUGUAACAAAUUAUGCACAAGGCAUGCUUUAAUUGGUAAAAAAAAAUAAUAUCAGCAAGGGCUAAUUUGUACAGACGAGUACAAAUGUUAUCCAGAUGGUUGUGAAUUAACAGUGCAAUUUUAAAGGUGUUUUUUAUAAAAAUGAAUCUCUUUUUAUAUGUGUUUCAUUGCAAUUUGCAAAGAUACCAUAAAAACAGCUAAAAUAGUUCAAAAACUGACAGAAUGUGCAAUCAGCAUAAGCAUUGUUGCUUGCCGGAGGGAAUAAACCUCCCUCUCCUCCAGAUGUUUACUGUUUGGAGGUUCCCCUGAGCACCCCAGGCCGAUUUUGUGGGGUUCUGUGGGUGAUGGAGAGGAUUGCCCAGUGUGAGUGGAAGCCCUUAUACAGUGCCCAAGAGCACUGCCAGGAACUGGUAUUCAGAAGCAGUACUACCUCCAGCUGACACUAGAGGCAGAACAUAGCCAUCGUGAAAAUGUGACAUUGGGGGGCUAUCUUUUGUGUUUCAUUUUUAAAUAAAUGCACAAGAUGCUUCUGUGUAACUUCUGCGUUCUUCCACCAAACAUCUGCAAGGGAUAAAACGAGUGUGCUUGCCUUGUUCUAGGUGGUAGGCGGCAUGACGUGGUGCAUCACAACAUGCAGUUUCGACAUUGAUGUGGACUUACUGUUUCAGGAAAACUCUACCAUCGGCCAAAAAAUGUAAGUGGGAGCUUGCCAGAAAGGGAUCUUUCUUUCCAGUUGUGCAAUGUGUUCAGUACCAGUCAUAUUUGUAAUUGAAGCUUGCAUAAGUGGUCACCUGAGCCUUAAGAAUUAUUAUUAUGUAUUGAAUUUCUAUACCACCCUUCAUCACAGGGUGGUUUACAAUAUAAAAACACAAAACUUGCAUACCAUUAUAACUAACAAUAAACUGCAAUUUAAAAGGCCGUCAUUUGUUUAAUUAGCCAAAGGCCUGGGAGAAGAGGAAUGUUUUUGCCUGGUGCCUAAAGAUAUGUAAUGAAGGAACCAGCCAAAGCUCCCUGGAAAGAGCAUUCCACAAGCACGAAGCCACUGCAGAAAAGACCUGUUCUCAUAUUGCCACUCUCUUGACAUCUUAUGAAGGAGUCACACGAAGAAGGGCCUCAGAGAAUGCUUGCAGGGUCUGGUUUGGUUCAUAUGGGGAGAGGCGGUCCUUCAAAUCUGCUGUGCUCUCUAUUUUUUGGUCUUACUGCCCCUGAUGUGCCCUCCCAGUAAUAUAAUCUCUUCUCAUCCUAAACCUGAAAGCAGCCAUGAAAAUAAAGUGAAAUGUUUAAGUACAGCAGGAACAUGUAGAAGCCCACACUUACUUUCUGCUGCCUCCUCCUUCUUUUUGCACUAUUUAAAUGUUAGGACUUUUAAAUAAACAGUGACAAUUACAGUCGUGCCUUGGAAGUAGAACGGAAUCCGUUCGGGAAGUCCAUUUGACUUCCAAAAUGUUCAGAAACCAAAUUGCGACUUCUGAUUGGCUGCAGGAAGCUCCUGCAGCCAAUUGGAAGCCCCAUCGGACGUUCAGCUUCCAAAAAUAGUUCGCAAACUGGAACAGUCACUUCCUGGUUUGCAGCGUUCGGGAGCCAAAACGUUCAGGAACUAAACUGUUCCAAAACCAAGGUAUGGCUGUAGAGUGUUUCUGUUAACACAUGAAUGUCUUAAACUGUUGUUACUUUACCAUGUGCUACCUUGGGAAGCUCAGAACUGAUUAGAUUUGUGUCCCAUUGGCGCACUGGAUCAAAUUCACACUUGCUUAGCUUCAUUCUAGAAUAAGGUAAUCACAGACCAUUCCCUGGACUGAAACUGAAAACAUUUUAUGAAGUAAAGAUGGAUUGUUUGAUAAGAAGCUUUUAACAACAGGUUUUUAAAAAAAACAACCUUGAAUUUUUUUUCCAGUGUGUGUUUUUAAUAAGAGUUUGCAAGCUUGAUAAAGAUGUUUAAAAAAGAAGUGCCUCCAGUCCUACAGAUCAGCAUUUAUCAGGACAGUUCUAAAUUGCUUUGUGUAUUCACUUUUUAAAAUCUAAUAUUUGAUUUCAGCCACUAGAGGGCAGUUUCAGGCUAGUUAAGGCUUUGCUUCCACCCAGUUUCACCUUAAGCUCUGUCAUCCUUCACCUUCUUUCCAGUGCCUUGACUGAGAAAAUUGUAUCUGUCUUGCCGAGAAUGAAAUGCCCUCAUCGCUUGGAGCCUCAUCAAAUACAGGGAUUGGAUUUCAUCCACAUAUUUCCUGUUGUGCAGGUAGGUGCUCCUUGAAAAGUUGCUCCCCGCAACACCUCCGUAUAGUAGGCCUGCUGAUGAAAAACCAUAUUGUAACCCUCUUUCUCUCUCAUGGUCAUGGAAAAGCAGGAAUUGGAGUUUCAUACAGCCCAGUCCAGGUGUCUCCAGAUGUUGCUGGACUAUAGCUCACAUCAUCCAAAGUAUUGACUAUACUGGCUGACAAUGUUGGGAGCAUCAGAAGGACGACAUAUUGGCCACUCCUGCCUCUAGUCCCUGUGAGGCAGAGUUGGCCUCAUGAAGAACAGAUUAACUCACACUGUUCAGAGGAAAAGCACAGCAAAGGCUGAGUGAAACAUGCCAGAAAUAUCUACAAGUGAGAAAAACAAGGGCCUAACCUGUCUUCCAUCAUAUUUGUGUUCUUUCAACAUGUUUAGCCUCCUAAUAACCCUUUGAGGUAGGCUGAGUUGAAAGGGAGUGGCUGGGUCAACAUCAGCCACAACAGCUGGUCAGAAAUUUAAAUCCUGGGUUGAUAUUCAACUGAGUUUUACUUGAAGUAGACCUAUUGAAAUUAAUGGACCCAACAUAACUAUGUCCUUUAAUUUCAGUGGUUUUAUUCUGUGUAACGCUUAGCUGAAUCUAGUCUCAGUCAGACACACUAAUCUUUUAUGUCAUGCUGAGACUCAGUGGGUUUUCUGUUUCUUGGUUCAGAUGAUGAACAUGCACUGAUGCCCAUGUUCAUUGUCUAAAUGUUUCAAAAUAUGAAAGGUAAGUAGCUGUAAUAACUGUAGCCCUUUGUUUAUAGAGUGUUGAUUUUCCUUAUUUUUUAUUCCCUUUUUGAUAUCCAAGUCUGUCCUGAGUAUAUAUAUCCAUCCAAGGUGUUGCUUUAAGGGUUUCCCUUUUUCUUUUCUCCCAGUGGCUUGUGAAACGUGCAAUAGAAACCCGUGAAGAAAUGGGAGAUUACAUCCGCUCAUAUUCUAUAUCUCAGUUUCAGAAGACACACAGUCUGCCAGAGGUAAAUGUUUGGCUGCGUCUUUUGUAAUUCAGAACUAGAAGUGAUUCUUUUAACCGUCUGUAAAACGGAUAGGAUUGAUGCAAACCUGCACCAGCUGAUUUGGCUCAUAGGUUUUAGGACAUAAGCGGAUAGAUCACACGUUAUGAGCUGGCACUGGAGCAGAAAAUAUGAGUAGAGUAAUUCAGUCCAACUCCUUAAGUAUUAAAUGCCCAGUUGCGCAUCAAAAAAGGUAGAUGAAUUUGCAGUGCAUCCAAGUGCAAUCAUCGGAUGCUCUGGGAAGCUGUUCUUGACACAAGUCACUUUUUUCUUGUAAGAUCUUUCUCACAAAAUUGUAUUUGAAUAUGUUUGUGCAGUGGCAACACAAACCUACACUGUGCAAGCACCAAAACGUUUCCCAUUCUUAAAAAUACGUUGCCCACCUAUUCUUAGUGCAGAAUGAGCCAUUCCUUGAGAAGGAAAGUCCAGGUGUAUUGUUUCUCUGUGAUUAAAAGGUGAUUGGCAGUUGAUAAUGCUAUACCUUAACAUGACAGCUGCCCACUGAAAUAAAAUAGUUCAUUAUUAUUUUUUUUAGGCUGUGUUUUGGGGGUUUUCACUCACGUUGUUGAAAGUUCAACUUACGAUUCUUGCAUCUCCCUGUGUAGGUGCCUUUCAUUACUUGUGCAGCUGCAAACUAGUGAGCAUCUUUCUCUGCCUCAUUUGUCAAUAAAUGGAAAGUGAUGUUAAAGGUGCCAGUGCUGGAAGAUCCUCUGAAUUUUUCUAUCUGAUGGGCCAAGUUCCUGCUAAUGUUUUACUAUUAACACCAUAUGUCUAAGAUGUAAAUUGCAUUGUGGAGCUUAGCCCUAGGUAAAGUAGGUAGGAUUGCAGCUUCAGUAGUGUGGUUUAUGUAGCCUGAGGCUGUUCCUGGUUCCCACCUUUAAAAGUUGCUGCAGAGGUGCAGAGUACCUGUUUCCAGCUCUGGUUGGUUCUUCAGCCACAGCCAUUCCUGGAUUGAAGUAAUCUGACCACAGUAAUCCAUGCUUUAGUAAUUUCCCAAUUAGACUUUUGUAAUAUGCUCUACAAAGCAGAGACAUCACCUUACCAACAAAGGUUCGUAUAGUUAAAGCCAUGGUUUUCCCAGUAGUGAUGUAUGGAAGUGAGAGCUGGACCAUAAAGAAGGCUGAUCGCCGAAGAAUUGAUGCUUUUGAAUUAUGGUGCUGGAGGAGACUCUUGAGAGUCCCAUGGACUGCAAGAAGAUCAAACGUAUUCAUUCUUAAGGAAAUCAGCCCUGAGUGCUCACUGGAAGGACAGAUCGUGAAGCUGAGGCUCCAAUACUUUGGCCACCUCAUGAGAAGAGAAGACUCACUGGAAAAGACCCUGAUGUUGGGAAAGAUGGAGGGCACAAGGAGAAGGGGACGACAGAGAACGAGAUGGUUGGAUAGUGUCUUCGAAGCUACCAGCAUGAGUUUGACCAAACUGCGGGAGGCAGUGGAAGACAGAAGUGCCUGGCAUGCUCUGGUCCAUGGGGUCACGAAGAGUCGGACACGACUAAACAACAAAUAUGCUCUACAUGGGGCUAUCCUUGAAGACCGUUUAGAGAGGUGCAAAAUGUGGCAACUGGGUAUUGAUUGCCACAGAAAGAUCUUCACUGAUUAUUUGCUACCAUGUCCAAUUCAAAGUGCUGUCCAUGGAGGCUCAGGUCAGUUCUGUGUCCAGGGCAGCUGUCUACCAGAUCCACCUGGUAUAUGGGCUGAGACCCUACCUGCCCAUGGACUGUCUCACCAGAGUAGUGCAUGCCCUGGUUAUCUCCUGCUUGGACUACUGCAAUGUGCUCUAAGUUAGUCUACCUUUGAAGGUGACUCAGAAACUACAAUUAAUCCAGAAUGCAUCCGCUAGACUGGUGACUGCGAGAUGCCGCCGGGACCAUAUAACACCAGUCCUAAAGGAUCUUCACAGGUUCCCAGUACGUUUCCGAACACAAUUCAAAGUGUUGGUGCUGACCUUUAAAUCCCUAAACAGCCUCACCCCAGUAUACCUGAAGGAGCAUCCUCCUCCAAGGGUCUUCUGGUUCCCUCACUGCAAGAAGCGAAGUAACAGGGAACCAGGCAGAGGGCCUUCACAGUAGUGGCACCCUCCCCGUGGAACAUCCUCCCUUCAGAUGUCAAGGAGAUAAAGAGUUACACAACUUUUAGAAGACAUCUGAAGGCAGCCCUGUAUCGGGAGGCUUUUAAUGCUUGAUUUUUUGUUAUGUUUUUAGAGAUGCUGUAAGCCACCCAGAGUGGCUGGGGAAACCCAGCCAGAUGGAUAGGGUAUAAAUAAAAUAAUAUUGAUGAUGAUGAUAAUGUAAAUAUGUAAACAAAUUAAUACCCAGCUACCUGAAGGUGUGUGCCUCCUGAUAUAUUCCUCCGCGUUAUCUGAAGUCUGCCAGGUAAGCUUGGUAUGGUCAUCAAACAAAGCCUUGAGUUCCCAAACUUGGAAUAGGACUUUGUCAGUGGUAGCCUCCUAGCUGUGUAACAUGAGAUUAGGCUGGAACCUACAUUAAUCAGUUUUCUUCACCAGCUUAAAACAUAUUUGUAAAAAUCUGUCAGGCCUUCUGAAGUGUGUACAUGGCCCUUGAUUGCUUGUAUUCUGCUGAAGGAUUAGUUGUAUUUUUUGGUACAUUUUAACAUCACAGCUUUGGACAAGUUGACACAACAACUGGCCAAUCUUUGUUGACACUGUUGAGGUUAAAUAUGUUUGUAUGCUGGUAUUUAAAGCUAUCUAAAUUGCUUUGCAGGAUGAUGACUUCAUGCAAAGAAAAGAAAAGUCUGUCAAAGCAGUUAGUGAAAUCUCUGUAAGUGUGGCAUUCAGCAGUGUGGGUUUUCAGAAAAUUUACAAAUAAAUAAUAAUUGGAUUUUGCGUUGUUUUGAUUAUGUAUAUAUUUUGGCUUUAAUUUACUCCCCCUUCCCUUUUAAAGAUGCAUAGACCAUGUUUGUAUGAUAUAUCUGCAUACCUGCUUCCUGGGGAUAGUAACUUUUCUUCAAAUGAAUUGCAACUUCAAAGGUGCUCAGUUUUAUCCAUUGUGGUAUCCAUUCACUACAUUCCUAGUUAGUUUUUAUAAAAGAAUUCAUUUUUAGAAAUUGAUCUCCCCUGGGGUUCAUGGCGGUGGGGAGGGGGCUAGAAAAUGUUUCAUCCCACAUCAUUGGUAACACACUAAAUGAGAAUUUUCUGGUCAAGUUGUGGAAUGCCAACAACAAUCCCAGCACUUUGGCAUAUACAGCCCUCAAAUGACUCUCUCUGCUAGGUUAGUACAAGUGGCAGCCCUAGUUAGAGUCUGUAUUUGAGUCGGGUUCAAGUUGAGUCAGAAACACGAUAUUUUAAAGCUGCAUUCUUGGACACAUUAACUAGAGGAUAAGCCCCAUUGAAUAUAUGUAUAUUUUUGUAUAAAUACGUGUGUUUAUUUAUGUAAAAAAAACCUGCCGAAAUAAUCAGGAACACCAUGAAACAUUGCAACUCUACCGCAUAGGAAAAUGUGUACAGUGUUGUGCAAUAAAUCAGCUCCUUUCCUACCUGCAGAGGGUUUACUGUGUCAGGAUUUUAUUUCUCUGUUCCUUUAGAUUGCAUUGCUCCAUUAUAAUACCAUAUUAAUUUUAGUUGGAGCUGCCAUGUGGCUCUUGGAGGCUUGAUAGAUUGAUAUCCCAUUGUGCUCAUCUUUUGAAUACCAGCUCUGUGUAUUCCUUCCCUUGUCUCUCUUUGUCCGGUGCAAUGUCACUUUUAAAAUGCCACACAAAACAGAACGUUGCGCUGCUGUGAAUUCGGAAACGCGGGAGUUUGAAUGGAUUCCGUUGCAUCUCAACUGAUGUGCUAUAGUUGAAAAAGAUUUCCCACUUGCAAAACUGCCAACAUUGAUCAAAACAUUUUUAAAAGAAAAAAGGAAGGAGGGUAAAAAGCUCUUGACAUAUCUUCCUCUGGCAGAGUCAACAGAGUAGAGAAGCCAAGUCGUGGAAACAAUGAUCUCGUUUGUCAUUGUAUCUCAGGGAGAGUAAACUGCCUUUGUCAUUGUGUCUGGAAGAAAGUGUGGAAUGUCAUCUGAAGGCACUGCUUUUUCUGAGAGUUCUUCUUAACAAAGAGUGUCUGGCAUUGAUGCUUCUUUCUUUUUAACUGUAGCCAUGUACAAGAACAACUUGGCUGUAUUGAAGCAUUGCUUUUUAAAAAGGGGGGGGGGAGAUUUCCUUGAACUUAGUUCAGCAACUUUUUUUUCUUGCACAUUCUUACCACCACCCCAAUUAUGUUAAAUCGAUUUUCUUUUCCUAUGUGACUGGCUAAAGUAGCCAUAAUGAAGAGAGUAGUAAUUAAGCAUAAUUAUUCAAUAAGAGGCUAGAAGUGGAAUGCAUGAACACUAACCGCAGUGACUCGGAAUUAAUCAUCUCUUUAAUUAUGCAUAGUAUUUUUUUCCCUUACUUUGUUUAAGAUGUUUUGCAGAUAUGUCUGAGAUCACGUUGAAUAGAUUCAUAUGUUCUGGAGUAGCCAUGUUCUUAAUAAUAGUAAUAAUAAGCUAGGAAAGUGCAAAAGGGAGGGGGAGGGGUGAGUCUAGGUCAAUGAGCAGCCAGUGAAGGAUAUUAUGUUAUGACAGACUGUGUUGUGUUGUAUUAUGGAGCCACAAAAGCCCUGAGAAGGUCCAGGUAGGAGGUUUCUAUGGAGAAAGAAUGUUGACAUUGGAUUGCUUACUGACCAUUUGUAGUUUGACACAUGUUUAUGCUCAUUUUGUUGGCUUUCAGGAAGUUUACAAGCCACAAAGGAAAUACCAGCGACGAGCAGGAGCAGAAAAGUUAGUCGACGAGGAGUCUAAAGUUCAUGCUACGCUUCUGGAAUAUGGCAGGUAUAUUCAUUUUGUUAAAGUGUGUUCCAGGGAACCCAGGAUUUCUUGGGGGCAUCUGAAGGAUUCCAAUAAUGGCAGACAAAAGAUCUGAAAGACAGCAUGCUGUGGCUCUCUCUUCCCUGUAGGCAGAUGCAGGAGAACCUUAAAUGUCUUCUAGGGGCCAACUAAGAAGUAUAGUGUAGCUUUGCUGUUGCUGCUGUUUCACUUUUUUUGCAAAUUAUCAGGCUAGGGGACCCAUUCCGGAACUGUACAGUGAGGGGUAGGGGAGCUUUUAAUCUUUUGCCACCCAUUCUCACUAGCUACAGUUUGCAUCACCAGCAAAGGCCCCAUAUGUUUAGAUGGAGCCUUCGUUGGCUAUGGAGUUGCAGGGGCCCUGAUUCUGAUUGGGAAGGAAAAGGCUAAAGCCCUCUAUGCUCCAUGCUAGGUUCAUGAUGGGGGUGGGGGGUGCUAAUCACGUAUGCCAUCUUGAGCUUGGAAGAAAGGCAGGAUGGUAAUGUAAUUAAUCAUGCCGUCUGCUCAAGUUCUUGGGGGAAAAUGUUGCUCCACAACACAUUUAAGUGUCAAAAGACUCUGGGUUAGUGACAGCAGAUUUCCAUAGCUACUCUCCUGGAAUAAUCUAAGUGUGUACAGAGCACAAAAGCAAUGUGUUGCUUGCCACAAAUAACUGGUGAAAUGGUUAUAAUAUAAAAUGUAUUGACAUUUUGAUUCACUAGCUUUUCCACUGCAGUUCUUUAGUCAUACAGGUGGUUUGCACACUUACAAUAAGCCUAAGUGUGUUUGAAACUGUGGCCUAAGUGUGUCUUCUACUCCCUAUGGCAAGCCAGAUCACUUUUUCAAGUUCUUCAUCUUUUUGUUUUCCUAUCCCCCCUCUUUAGUAUCACUGGUUAUUUCUUGUGAGUAUUUUUCCUCCUGUGUACAUGUGGUGUGGAUCCCCCCCCCCUUCCAGUUGGCUCUUGGCACUUGAAUUUGCAUCUUUCACGUUAACAUGUCUUCCACAUUUGGUAUUUAACAGCAUUGUUAAAUUAAUGUUCACGGGGACUGUCUUUUUUUCUCAGUGCAAAAGUCACAGUUUUCUCUAGGGGCUAAGGGGUGAGAGAGAAGAGUGCAUAGGAAAAAAAUCCCAACUUCCACUCUUUUCGCAUACUCCCCAGGAAAAUAGGUUCCUAGCUGUUACCUCCCUGAUCUGCUGCUCCUUUAUAUGUAAAUAUUUUAAAGGACUCCUUUAUCACGUGAACCCAGCUGAUCUCAGACGGCAGUAUCAUGGAGCCUAGAGUGAUUUUACGUGGCUUCGUUAGUUACAACAAAUACAGUGGUGCCUCGCAAGACGAAAUUAAUCCGUUCCGCGAGAGUCUUCGUCUAGCGGUUUUUUCGUCUUGCGAAGCAACCCUAUUAGCGGCUUAACGGAUUAGCGCUAUUAGCGGUUUAGCGGCUAUUAAAGGCUUAAAGGCUUAGCGGAUUAGCUGCUAAAAGGCUAUUAAAGGCUAUUAAAGGCUUAGCAGGUUAGAUAAAGGGGCGAAAGCGAAAAAAAUCUCAAGACUUGCAAGACAUUUUCGUCUUGCGAAGCAAGCCCAUAGGGAAAUUCAUCCUGCGAAGCAACUCAAAAACGGAAAACCCUUUCGUCUAGCGGGUUUUCCGUCUUGCGAGGCAUUCGUCUUGCGGGGCACCACUGUAUAGCAGCCAUUGGUAUAUAGCAGUCUACAGAACAUAAGGCUAAUCCCCUUUCAAAGCCAUCAAAGUUGGUAGCCACAGUUUAUAACUGCACUGUGAAGGACUUUCUGUAGACCAUCCAUCAGUUAGCUUCAAUGGACAACCUUGGGGUCUAGUGUUAUAUGAGAGAGAGGGGAACACUCACUCUAUCACCAUGCCCACUUUUGCCACAUUGUGCAUGGUGUUCGAACCCUCAUAUCAGUUCCUGCCCUGCCCUGCCCCUUACUUAGCUUUUUCCCUGAUCUAAAAAGCUCCAAAUGUUGUGAACUUUUCUCAUGGGAGAGAAAAUUGCUCCAGCCAGCCCCUUUUCCUGCAACUUUCCCUUUUGCUGGGAAUGGCUGUUCAGGUUUUCAGACUGGGUCCCCUGCACCAGAUCAACCUGGAGAAGACAAGGACUGAACCUGGGACCUUACGGCAUGCACAGCGUGCCUUCCUCAGUAUCCUCUGCUUUAUAGGUUGUGUAGCAGCAUAUUAAAACCUGGUUGCCUGAAUGCAGUGGAACUACUCCCUAGUGGGAGAGUGAAAUACAGCUGCAGCAGAAGGAGAUGUUUAAACUAGAACUUCAGUGGAAAGGGCAUAUUCAGAGAAAGCAAAUAAAGCUAGGGAGGGCUGGCAGAUUAAUGCCUUGGGGGGCAAAAGUGAAAUGUUCUUGGAAUUAAAACAGGCUUUCAUUAGCAAUUCAGCAACAAGCCUCGGAGCACCACUGUCAUUAACGAUAAGGCAACCCCCCUCCUUCCCCCCUUUCAGCCCCCCUGGAACCUGCUGUACUGCAGAGGUUUAGAAUGCACUGGGAAGACUUUGAUGAUGAAUUGCAGUGUUGCAACAGGAAAAAUGGUUUACUUGUUAACGGCAUAUAAAUUACAAAAUGUACACUCAGAAUAAAAUGGUGAAUAUAACUAACCCCAAACUGCUGCUGCGGCUGCUGUCGUUUUUCUAAAAAGCACUGAGAGCUGGUCUUGGCAUGUUUGCAAAAGCACAUCUUCUGCAAUGAAAGUGAAUCCAGCUGCAUAUUCUGAUUUGUUUCCCCCUCCCUUUUUACUUUUUCUAGGAGGUAUGGUUUCAGCAGACAAGGGAAAAUUGAGAAGGUAAGCUUGUUUCCUCAUCUGGAAUCCAGCUGAAAAAAUAUGUGUUGGACAAAAAUACUAGACACCAAAGCAGGUUUAUAUAUAUAUAUAUAUAAGUGUGAUGCAGCAAUUGAUUAUUAUUUUUCAUAAUAUUGAAAACUACUUGUUUGCUUGUUCUUUCUAGGCCACCCAAUCUUACUGUGUUGUGGUCACCACCCUGAUGCUGCUGUAUUCAACACAUUGUGGGGGAACAUUGCUAGAAUUGUUCAUGAUCCUUUUCACUGUGGGUUAAAUUCAGAGCCAGUUUGACUUUUGUCACUGCCUGUUCCAGACAAAGGGGCUCAGCAGUCUUUAUUUUUGUUUUUAUUUUUCAAUGUUUGUAAUUAGCCCUGCAUGCAAGGAUCCCAGGGUGGCACACUGUAAACAUUAAAACCAUUGCUAACAAUAAAACUAAAACAAAAGUAACUCAGCAUAAUGCAGUUUAGCAAUUCACAGGCAACAGAAAACAAACAAAGAAAACCCCUCUGUUAUUGUUAUUUUCUUGGGAACUGCUAGCAAGCAUGAUGUAGCCCAGUGGCGCCCUGCAAAGCAGUUUCAGAUUGGCAGACUUUCAGCACACGCUGUUGGAAAGAAAUGUUUCCUAACAUUUCAAGCUACACUCUGGUUGGUGGGGGAUGUGAGUUAAAUUAGUAUUAGAGAACGAAGAGCACUUCACCCAAGAAAGUUGCCAGUGAAGUUAAUUAAGCCGAUGGAGCUUAUUUUCCGCUUGCAGAAAUGUACAUGCAUUGCAAUGUUGUGGAAGGCCCCAAAGUUCCAUGCAGCAAGAAUGCCGUUCCUAAAGCUGCAUCUCACUCCCUUUGUUGACUUCUACAAAAUAUGGCUGCAACGCUUCAUCAUAUCUUAUUGACCUUGCAUGCUUUUAGCCUAAGACUGUCAAAUGCUUUCGUUAAAAUUUAGCCACUGUGAGGGAAAGGAGGUUAGGAGGUCCUGUUCAGGAUACCGUUCUCCUUCUUCUGGGCUUCAUCCGAUGCUAUGCAAGAGGAGUUCUGCUCAUGCGGCAAAACUUCCUCCAUCCUCUUAGCUCCUGCACAUGCCCAAAAUCUGCUCUCAAUGUCCUCCAGCCCCCUGGAGCAGAUUUUGGGGGUGCUGGAGGGGCUGCAAGGGAGAGGAGGUGGGAAGUUAAAUUGUACAAGCAGAGGUCUGCUGCAUGAACAGAGCAGCAGUGUUGGAUACAUGCCUGUGUCUGAAUUAUUACUGUAGUGUGUUUUUAAUGUGUCCAUGAAAGGCUCUCUGGAGCCUUUCCUUAUAAUAUAUUCUGAAAGCAUAUGUUGUUCGUUUCCUUUUUUUUAAUUCCGCCCCCCUCCCCGCCUUGUGAUUUUGUAGAUGCACAUUUUCCUCUUAAUGUUAGACAACAUCCUUUUCUUCAAUAGGUUGAAGACAAGAAAACGCUGCUGCCUGCUGGGCUUCCAUCAUCUGGGAAAGCUGAUGCCUACACUGAAGAUGACCUCCAAGCUGCAGAAGAGGUGGAAUUCACUGAUAAUUUGUGACAAGGCUCAGUUCAGGGUUGCUACUUCCUACUACAUGGAAUGAAACAAAGCUGGUGGUUUAGAGGUUUCCCCCACUUCCCUUUUUGUAUCUGUAGAUUUUGCAUUCUCAGAACCAACAUGCGCUCUUACUUGAAAUUGAGUUUGGUGCAGAUACAUAGUGCUACAAAAUGCAUGUGGUAGAGUUUUAGUGGUGCACUUGCCUUUCAGUAGAUAGCUUUAUUUUAUGUAUUGCAUUUGUGUCCCGCUGUCCUCUAAACGUCUUAUGGUGCCUUAAAAUGGGAUUAACCCUGCAUCGAAUACGGAAACUCAGCCAUUCAAAUGUGUGAGUGCUGUUGACAGCUGGUGCACCACAUGUAUAUAAACUUGGGUAUGUGCACAUGUUUUCAAAUAAAGUAAAGUGUGACUGUUCCAAGAAGAAUGAUGCUGUGAGGGCCUAAAGAAAAGGAUGUUUUCUUUUGCUUUGUGUUUCACCAAAGUAGAGGAGCAGAGACUUCAGAUUAUUACACAGCAUUUUGUGUUAUGUUUGUUUGUGAAUAAACAAGUGAGCAAAAGGGGGGGGGUAUAUCCAUUGCUUUCUUACUAAGGAGCCAUGUUUGCAGUAGCUCCCAGGCUGCCAUCACAGUGUUGAGAAGGAGUUUUGUAUGAAAAGGGGAGGGAAAGUGUGUGUAUUUGUUUUGUUUUGCUAACCUCCAAGCCUUGUCACAUUUUUUCUAUAAAUAAAAAUUAAAACAUGUGCUACAUGUUUUGAAACAACUGUUCUGAUCUCAGCACUUUUAUUUUUCAUCAGCUUCGUAUUAAAACAUUGAUGACUGAGAUGGCUGCAAUGGGAACAGAAGAGGUAAGCAGUUCUGUUUGUUAGUCAUAGUUUUUUUGGAAAAAAAUAUUAUUUCAACCACUACUCUGGUAUUAUUAACAGGGUAGCACAGGCCAAAAAAAAUUCUUUCCAGAUAUCACUCAAUCUUGAUUUCUUAUAUCUGAAAGUUCCCUUUUUCAUGGGGCUAUGAAUUGAAACUGGAGUGAACUGCAAUUCAGUAGAGAAAGAAAGGAUGCAUAUUUCUCAUUGCCUAGCUUCACUCUGUACCUAUCAAGCAAACUCUGCAGUAUAUACAACUAAAGUUAUUCACAUCCCUGUUCUUUCCUCCUGCACCUGCAGAUUGACUUGAAAGCUAUCACAACCCAUGAAAUAGGGUUAAAUGGAGUCAGGCUGCCUGAGGCCUUACAUUGCAGUGUAAAUUGACACAAGGAAAAGACUACUAAGCUUGAAAGGUGGUCUUUUUCAAAAGGUGUUUAGCCUUUGUUGGUUGUGUCCUUGCCUACAAAAAGCAUAAGGAGAGUUAUCUCUGCUUAUUAAGCAAAGAUACAGACAAGGCCUUUGACAGCUCACAGCCUUUACACUCCUCGCUUUGUGAAAAGAAGAAACAAAUGAGGAAACUUCCAAAACUCCCAGUUCCCUUUUUUCUCCAAACCACGAAACUAUGGUUUAAUGCAGGGGUCCCCAAACUAAGGCCCGAGGGACUUGUUUAUCCAGCCCGCAGCGACCCCUGCCACCACCGCCCGCUUUUACUGGUGCUGCACGGCUGCCCACUUCCGGGUCGGAGGAGCACCGGAAAUAGCAUGUGCGCAAGCGCAAGCGUUAUUUCCAGUGCACAUCCGGGUCGGAGGAGGCCCGUGCACAUGUGCACAAGCUAUUUCCAGUGCUCCUCCGACCCGGAAGUGUGCCGGAAAUAGCGUGUGCACACACAUAUGGGCACGCACUCCCCCACCCUCCGGCCCACUGCGCGUUUGGCGCUGGAGACACCUGCCCAAGGCGCAGUAAGUUUGCUGGCCCCUGGUUUAACAGCUUCUCAACAAACCAGGCUGUUAAGACAUAACUUAAUAUUUUUGCUGAAGACUUUCUGAUUCGUUUGCUCACCAGCAGUAAGAGAAAAGUAUUUCUUGCUCAUCUUUUCUGUCUCCCAAGACUGCGGAACCUUUGAAGAGCCUUCUCAUUUGGCUAGGUUCUAAUGGAGUCCACUAUCAUCCUGUACACAAUUUUUUUCCUGCUCCCCUGCCCCACAGCACACAUACCUCAGCAAAGCCAAGGUCUUCGUUCACUCAUAGUAAUGCUUAUCACUUCUAUGCACACAUGCAAACUUCCUGCAUUCAGUGACCAGCAGAUGUCACUCAAAUUCUCUUCCCACCUGGCUCAUUUGCACGGUGCCUCAUCUACAUACACAGCCCUUUCUUCCAUUCUUGGGAUAUGAGUCCAAAAUGUUCCUUAUCUCUCAAAUAUACUUUAAGCAAGGAAACUUCAUAGCAAAGCAGCAGCAAUUCUUGUGUUCUGACUUGAUGUAACUGAGCCAAUGGCAUGGAAGCCUUGCUAAGGUAGCAAAUGUUGUCCUGUUCCCGUUCCUAUAGCCGGAUUUUAUGAUGAGGGGGAAAAGGCUUGCUAGCUGAUGCCCACUCUUCCAAGUAUCUCCCCACUGCCCCGGCCAGUUCUGCUUGCUUAUUCUCCAUCCAAGCCUUGCUGCUUUCAUGGAGGACAGUGGUACUUCUUCAUGGAAACAGACAUUGCAUUUACAUCAAUUCAAACUGCCCUGCUUUUUCAAAAAGCUAUGUCAUGUGCCUUCAUAAGACGUGUGUUCUACUUUCAGGGCAGACUGACCGCAAGCACUGUAGGGCAGAUAGUUGGACUUCAGUCUGAUGAGAUCAAGCAGAUAGUAUCAGAAUAUGCUGAAAAGGUAGGUGAUUUUUUUAAAACUGUUUUAAGAAAACCAUACCUGAGCAAUUGCCUAUUAAGUCUUCAAAUUUUGAAGCUUCAGUUUUAAAAUAUAUAUUCUUUAGAACAAUAUCUACAAUAGUGAUGCUAGUUGGUGUGCCAAUGCUUCUUUGUGCAGGCAUACAGAUCUGUGCUGUCAUCAAUAAAAAUCAGAUCCCUGUGUCUCUGUGUCUUCUAAACAAGUAGCUAAAAGUUGCAUAUGACUUUGUAGAGGAAUAGUUUCUCCCACGUCCUUGUGCGCCAUGAAACAGUGUGUGAAAUUUUACAGCUGUAAUAUAUGGAGCUAUUCGAUGUCGUGCUAUGUUGAUCAUUCAGUCAGACCAGAUGGAGCAAUUCUCCCUCUCCUUCCCCCCACCAGGGAGCUGUUUUGGGGGUCCUCCUGACACACACACACACACACACACACACACACACCCAGGCCAGUUGUGAGGGAGCAGAGGAGGAUAAACCCCAUUGCUCAGGUGGAGGACCUUGCCUGGGCUUCCACCGAUGGGGUGCAUUAUUUGAAUUUCACCCAUAGUUGUUGGAGUCAAGCUGUGUUUUGUUUGCAAGAAGACAAACCCUCCCAUCCUGAUUUCUUCCUCUUUAUCUAUUUCCUCAGCCCAUUCCUCUUACCUUUCUGCUAGUUAUAGGUUUUUUUGAAAAUCUGGCUUGGCUAUUUUGGGCUUUUAUAAUAGAUUUCCUGUCAGUGCACAAUGAAGAUUGCUUAAAGCAAUGGUGUGUGUUUGUGUGCCCUUGAGUUUAGUGGUUACUAUAGAGCAGUCACUUAAUUACGUCUUAAAUUCAGGAAGGUCAGGCUUUCCUGGUUGUACUUGGGUCUAAAGAGAUGAGUGAUGUGUUUGGGAGGAAAAGGAGAAAGAUGCACAUAGUCUUGCAUGAAUUGAGAGGGAAUUAUGCAGUUGCAGUGUUUAGGCUUAGAAUCUGGAAUCUGUGCCUGAAUCGAGAGGCUCUUAGGGAAAAGAAUAUAGUUUCUAACUUUGGUAGCAGUUUUAAAAUGUUUAAAGUGCUUUACCAUUCUCAUAUUGGCUAUUUCCCCUGAUUUAAAUAUACCAACUACUUGGGGACUCCUUUUGGGAUUCUUUUUGACAGUAUAUAACUAAUAAGUUAACUGUGUUAACUUUAACAGUGUUAUGGGAAUGGAAAGAGUUUCAUGCAUGGGGAUGUUGAACAGUUGUGAGAGCAAAUAAGGGCAGGGGGUCAAGUGCCUUGCACAUAAAGUACCUUACAAAUUGCAGAACCACCUGCUCCCACAAAAAUUAAAUAGUCUUUUUUUCCAUUUUGGAAAUAAAUGUCCACCCUGAGAUCUUCAGAUGAAGGGUGGUAUAUAAGUUUAAAAAAUAAAAUUAAAAUGCUUAUUUUUCUGAAAUAGAGUUAACUUUGUUUCUAUUUUCUGGCACCUCAUUGAUCUGCUACUUUUUCUCUUCAGUUGACAAAUGAAUGGCAAGUUUAAAAGAACUUAGGUGGGUGUUCGUAGCAUCUGCUGAAUGUUUUAAUUGACAAAUUUAAAAACAAUUCCUGGGUUUUGCCAUCCAUCUGUGAAUGCAAUUUUGUAGUAUGCAAGAGAAUUUUCAACUAAAUGUUUAUGAUCUGAAGAUAACAGAAUGUGUCGGCUCUCACUUAAAACUGCUACACGUCUAGUGUGGUUUUGAAAAUAAAUUACUUUAGUAGAAACCUUUUGGACUUCAAUUUCAAGCAAGAGCCAAGAAGCUUCAGUUGUGUUAUAACAUAUGUCUUCCAUAGCCCUACUUGCUAUACCUCAUGUUUCAGUUCGUAAAUAGCACAAAUAGAUGAUAUUGUUCAAAACUUUGUUUUAACAGGUCAGAUGUUAUAUCCUUCUUUCAACAGAAUGUUUUUUAUGAGUACAAAGGAAAAAUAAAUCACGGAGCAGUGGCUUGCAGCAAAAACUGCAAAAAAGUUGUUGUUAUUUUUAAAUGGAUAACUGUUGUAUUUUACUGACUGGACUUAACCGUCCAGGGGUCCUUUACCUUUACCUUUUACCAUACCAGACUGCUCUGGACUCCUGCGGGUGAAGGAGCAUUACAGAAAUAAUCAUAAUCAUAAUCAUAUUAAUCAUGAUCAAAAUGAUCUUGAUUGCUGCCUUCCACAUUUGUUGUAUUUUUCCAUGAACAUAAAACACAAAAUGAGGUAGCAGCUAAAUACAGUAAUUAAAUUCCAGUCAAUUUAUGUGUGCAGGGAGAAUUAGUCUUGCAGCAUAGUCUAUCUGUGUUUACUUUGAAGUCAGUCUAGUGGCAGUCAGUGGCAGGGGAGAUUCCCAGUGCCGGGCGAACAUUGCUCCCAGUUACGAAGAGGGUGAGAGACAAAGAGGUAGGAAACUUGGCAUGGUGCUCGGCGUCGGUAAGUGCCCACUACAGAGUCAGCCCCAUUGGUUUCAAUGGGACUUAAGUACACUUAACAUUGCAGUCCAGUCCUGGGAAGUUGGUGCUGAAAUUCAAAGUAAUGCUGCGAAUUCUCACCCCAUCCCCAUAUAAUGAUGUGCUGUUGAAUUUUAACAGUAUUAUCCACCUGCCCUUUGCUCCCAGCACCGUAUCUCUUUCUAGGAUGGAGGAAAUGUGUUGAGUCAGCCUUGCGGGUCAAAGUGGAACAUGCCCAGUUCCCCUCACAUUUCUGCCUCCAGAAGAGCUCUGCCAACUUCCACACUUGCUUACUCCCUGUAAUGCAGGACAUGCAAGCAUCCAGACCUCUGCACACUUGUAUGCGGCUGCCCAGUGGUUUAUGGAGCAGUCUUAAUGCACAGAUUAGGCAAGUAAUGAUUCCUGUGCGUCUGACAAAGUGCUGAGGGGGUGUUCCAUUCAUUGUGUCCUCUCCCCGCCCCAUCUUUUUCUAGCAAUCAGGACUUUCUGCAGAGGAGCGUCCAGAGAGACUUGGAGCUGCCCAGCAGCACAGAAGGAAGGUGGCAUCUUUAAACAAACAGAUCUUACAGAAAACCAAGCAACUGGACGAAGUAUGUGGGGAUUUGUUGUUGUUGUUCCCUUAUUUUAAGGGUUUGUAAACCACUUUGCCACUCUGCACUUAUGGAGAAGAUUAUAACUUCAGCAUCCAUUUAGGAGAAUUACAAUAUGAGUAACCUGGGUCUUAAUAAGCAUUGGUUACGUGGAUUUUUUGCACAUAAGUUGUAGGGUUUGUACAUAAGUUUGCACACUUUCCUUGAUUGUCUCUACGGAAGCAACAGGUGCUUACUGACUGCCAGCAAUUCCGAAUUAAAGCUGUGAGCUGUGUUUAUGUACAGGCAAAGGCAGCAUUUAAAUUCUCCACUGUCAGAAUAUCAAAUGUUGAGGUCAGACAGGUGCCCUCCCUGUUCUACUCCCAGUGCCUACUAGGGAUUCUUAAUUCCAGCAGGUUUUUUUAAUUAUAUUCUGAUAUUAUAGUUUUAACUCAUUUUAGACUUACUGUAUUAUACUGGAUCUCCUGCACACUGCUCAGAGACAACCGUGAUUAAGUGUACUAUAAAUUGCUGAAAUAAAUAAAUAAAAAUAGUUGGCAUUUAAAGCUGCACAGAAUUGCAUCGUUAACAGAAUCUUUCAAAGGAGUUGUGAUUCUUUUUCUUUUUCUUUUCCAAAUGCUGGAAGGUCCACAAAUCAUAGAAUCAAAAGAGUUGGAAGGGGGACCAUCAGGAUCCUCUAGUCCAGCGGUUCUCAACCCGUGGGUCCCCAGAUGUUGUUGAACUACAACUCCCAUCAUCCCUGAGCUCUGGCCUUGCUAGCUAGGGGUGAUGGGAGUUGUAGUUCAACAACAUCUGGGGACCCACAGGUUGAGAAAGGCUGCUCUAGUCCAACCCCCUGCAGUGCAGGAAUAUGCAACUGUCCCAUGUGGGGAUUGAACCUGAGAAUUUGGUGGCACCAUGCUCUUACCAACUGAGCUAUCCAGUCCUUAGCUCCUGUAAACAUUACAUUGGUGCUCACUUGGCUGCUGCUAACAUUAUUGUUUUGCCUGUCAAAAUCUUUGCGGAUUCGCUGAUUUAAUUGCCUUCUGUUCCGUUCUAUCUGCCAUUCCUCCCCACCCCCUUUUGUACUUUAAGGAAGCCAAAUGGAAUACAAUUUCCUAGAAUCAACCUGGUUUUUUCUAAUAUACGUGUUCUCCUGAGUUAUAUUUCCUGAUGCUUUUCCAAUAUUUGUGCAUCAUGUCAGUGAAUUUUAUUUAAAGAUGAACUGCGGUGUCAGCUACGAUCCAGUAAAGGCUCCCACCAAAGAAGGGUGGGGGGAUGAUUUUCACUUAAUUUCCACCAACUGUCCCAAGUGCCACCUUCCAUAUUGUUGACGAGAGUCCCCUGAAGCCCAGAACAGUUUUUGGAGGGUACAGGCCUGUUGCAGGAAGUGAAAGCCAGCAAAAAAGGCCUAUCUCAUGCACAAAUUUCCUCCAGUGGAGCAUUCUGUAAAUGGAGUUCCUCCCACACUAUAAUUCAUCUGUUGUUGUUCUUCUAAAUCCAGAUGUUUUGAUCCAAAAAAAAGGGUAUCCUGGAACUGCUACAUUCCGUUCUUGUUCAGCUGAUAGCUGUCCAGAGAGCUUUGUUGAUAUAUACAUAAAUACAUGGGUGUAAACUUUAUCUCUCACACAUUACUUGCUUCUAAAACCUUCCAGACUCUCAAAGUGGAAAUUUACUGUAAGUUUAGACCUCAGGAGAAUCAGUGCCUUUGUUUUUUCUUUCUGUCCAUGGAUAAGCAACCGAAGGAAGCUAUAAGAGACAUUUUGCAAUAAUAUACUGCAAGAGAAAAUAGUUAAAAUUAUGGCCCUGUUCACGCUUAAUGCUGAAACAGGAAACAUUUCAUCCAUCUUGGAAGCACUGACACCUUGUGGACACCAGCCCUGCCUUAUUUCUUCCAAAUUUUCCUGUGUUGAGUGGGGGAAGUCUGAAGGGAGCUUCUACCCAUGUUUGCUUGAAACCUCCAUGUGAUCAGAAACUCUUACAAAGCACCGCACUGUAGAGAAGAAAGAAGGACAGGAAUAAAUUUGCCAGUGCAGGGACAAGCAAAGAACCUCAAAGGUGCACAAAAUUAAGAUUGAUUCAGCCCAACAUGUUUAGGUUUAAAGAAUUUGCCUGGGGCAUUGUAAAACAAAUGUUAUCCACCUGCUGCGUUGCUAAUUGAUUCCUCGGGACAUAAAGCAUGAAUCUGGGAAGUGGGCAUGAAAUGUUUUUGGUAAAGAGGUUGUAAAAUAUUAUCCUUUUUAUUAUGAAUAGCUACAGUUCACCAUGCAGUGUAUAUGGUUUGCAUAGACCUAUUUCUCAGAUGGGGUGUUUCAUAAGCAAAAGCCUCGUUUCUGAGGUUUCUCACUGCUACUUUUAUAAAUUUUCUUUACAAUCCAGCCUGAGCAAUGCUUCUGUAGAUAUUAGAAGAACCAUUAAGUAUAGUUCCAGCAUGUUUCUUGGUGUGUAUGUGUGUAUACGCAUGCCAUUGUUAGGAAAUGUUGCUGCCUUUGAUUAAAAUACCAGAUUGGUGAUCACUUAACUUGACUUUCCCCCGUGUUCUUCUUUUGAAAACAGUUGCAGGCAAAAUGUGCUGACCUGCAAGCAGGAUGUAGUGAGGCUAAGAAGAAAUUGAAUGAGGUAAGCUCGUUCUUCCCUUUGUCCUCCCCUCUUCUACUUAGACUGGUCUCUGUCAACUCUGUGUUGGCCAGAUGCAAAAGAGGCCUCUACAUCUAAUUGUUGUGUAGAAGAGAAUUUUGGGAUGUAAUGCAAGCUACACCUGCUGAAAUUCAUUCUUCUGCUCAGUUGCAUAAGAGCCUUGUCACCUUCUUCAUUUGACCACCUGGACCGAAAUGAACUUGAAUAAUUGCAAUUGUAAUAAUUGUAACAGUGUGCACCCACACCUAUGCAAAUAAGAGUAAGAGGCAGCCCGGAAUAUCACAUUUUCCAUUGUUGCUUGUUAGGGAAGGUUCUGCUACGUUAGUAAAAGCUGCCUCCUGCUGGUUAUCCAAAUCUGUCCCAGACAAGCAUAAUGCCAUAUUGACUUUUGUCUUGUAAUGAUACUGCAGCAAGAAAUAGGAAAGAUGAAAGAAACUUGUGCACAAGAUGUACCAGUGUUUUAUCCCUUGCAAAAAAAAAAGGGGGGUGGGAGAGACCUUAACAAAUCCUGUACAAGUUGGUAUGAGAGGGGACCAUGCACUAUCCUGGUAGGCAAGUGUGCAAUCCAGUACUCACCUCUGUAGGCAGCAGGAGGAGACAGCGCUGGUACAGCAGAACUGUACGGAGCCUAGGCUCACAUCUCAACACUAAUGCCAAGGGUUACAUCCAAUUGUGACCGUCAAGGGCCCUGUGAGCUACUCCUGGUGCCUUUAUGAGAACAACUGGUCAUGCUAUUUGAGGAAAAAAUAGGUAGAGCUUGCCAGAGUUUUAAAUAGAACCCUAUCAUUCUUAGAGGGCUUUGCUUAAAGCUUUGGUUUUUGGGUUAAAUUGGUUUUUAUUACAUUUUCACACCAUGUGUUAUUAAUUCCAAUCCUUUAGGUUAAGAAUCACAGUGAAAAAUUGGACAAGGAGCUGGCAGUCUUAGAAACAGUGGAAUCCCAAGCAGAUUCAAAGUAUGUGUCUAGUUCCUCUCCAUCCUUCCCUGUCCCGUUUGCAAUGAAUUGUGUUAAUUCAGCAGUAGUCCCUGUUGGUGGUGGUGCGGUUUUUGUAUCUAUAGUUUAUAUUGUGUGUGUGUGUGUGUGUGUGCGCGCGCACACACACACACACACACGCACACACAUUCUAGUCCAAAUGUUUCCUUUCAUGGCAGAAUGUUCCUUAUGCUGGAAACUCUGUCAGCCUUCCUCAGCUUGGUGACCCUGUAUGGUUUUGGCUACAACUCUGAUCAGCCCAACCAACAGUCAGGGCUGGUUGAAGUCUCACGUUAAUUCUUGACAUGGUGCAGUCACUGCAAAAUGAUGGUUAAACAUCAUUUUCAAAUUAAGACUUGCAUUGAUUUUCAAGGAUUAGGGGCUGGGAAAAACAUCUGGCACUUCUUGAAUGUUCAAAAACACCCAGCAUCAAAAAAGGUUAUUUUAAGAAUUACUGUUUGCUCACUGAGCCUUAAAAUAAGCCUAUUAAGGAAAGUCAGCGUAUUUUCUUCCAGAUGGGAGACUUAGCAGCACAGUCCUGUGCAGGUCUACUUGGAAGUAAGCCUCAUUAGGUUCAAUAGGCCUUACUCCCAGCAGUGUACUGGAAGGGAGAGCAAGUAGCAAUGCUUGCACCAACAGAACGAUCUCCUUAGUGCAACACUGAAAUCCACCUGUGUGUUUUAUUGUUUUAAUGUACUGGCUUUUAUGUAGAUUCUGUAAUGAGCUGGAAUUUUUCAUUAUGAUGAGAAGUAUAAAAAUGUUUCUGCCUUUUAAAUCAGUGGGUAUUAAGAAAUGUUUAAGUUUGAUUGAAUCCUGUCCAUUGUAUCCUUCCAUGAAAAUGGUAUAUAUUCAAACUGGAAGACCCUAAGAUUUGCCGGUCUCUCUUUUUUCCUUCAAAAUUAACCCAUGAGAAACAGGUGCACUCGAUUGAUAAUGGAGUCAUCCAAACUGUGAACUGUGAGAUUCUACCUUUCUGUUUUAUUCAGCUCUGUUGCUGCCCUAAAUUGCUUCUUUAAGAUAUUUUGUUUUCCCCACUCCCCAAUGCUUCAUUUUUCUUAGAAUAAAUGUCUCUAAAUGCUUGAGAAUAAAUAAUGUGUUGUUGUUGUUGUUUUAAUUUAGUGUAUUGCAGAAGCUUCGGGCACUGGUGGCAAUGAAUGAGAACCUCAAAAGCCAAGAGCAAGAAUUUAGAGCACAUUGCAGAGUAAGUUUUUUAGAUGCUUCAUUCCAAGUCAGUGCCUGCACACAAUUCUUUUUAAGGAUCCAGAUUGAGGAUCCAUAAUCCAGAUGUACUCCUGUGCUUCUUUGUAUAUGCAGCAGAAUACAUGUAUGGACCAUGUUUACUAAUUCCUGUUGCUUAGGAAUGCUUUUGCAACGCAGUAACUGGAAAAACUACUUCCAUGUGGUUAGGGGCUCCGUGUCAACAUGAGGACCAGAGGUGUAGUGGGGGACGCACUAAACCCCACUAAACACCACGACAACGCACUAAACACCACAUCAUGGGAGGGGAGCCCACACUUACCACGGGGCGUGGCCUACAGUGCACCUGAGCCACAUGUCUCCUGGGAGUGACGCAGUGGCUCGGGUGCCUGCAGGCUCCCUGCUGCCCGAAACAGCAGCGUGGGGCUGGCAUCUGCCCACCGCCUCCCCCUCAGGCUCAGCUGCCCUACAGCUGAGGCCCCAGCUCACCCCGCCCCCAGGUGCAGGGCGCAUGUGAUGCCCCAGACGUCUAGCUAAGCCGCUGUUGGGUACCUUGUAGUAAAGCAGAAUAUAAUCUUUUUUUAAAAAAAAAUGCCAUUUGCCUUGGUCACCUGGCUGGUUCCCAUUCCACAGUUCCCAGGUGGACGUGUGCAGUGGGAACCUAUGAACAUUGCAGUGUCUUAAUACUGACAUCUGUUAAGACUGCCGUGUGGAGCUCCCACCACCUAGGUGCCAAGGUAAUGUAUGAAUUGGACUGAAACCAUAAUCAGUGGUUGUUGCGAGGUACCUUGAAAAAGUGAUCAAUAUCUGGAGUUAUAAAAUGUGUAAUUGUAUGAGAAAGGAGGAAAGAAAUGGAACGGGGCAAGAAUACAAAUUGAAUUUUAAACCCCUGUAACUUAAUAUUUUGGGGUGGCUAUUUUCAUUAUGGGAUGCAGUGUGCUCAGUGUUGCUUCUGCAAAAGCGCUUUCGAAAUGGUUAGGGACAGUAGGGCUUGUGCAAGAUGCUGUAGUCAUGGUGGUGCUUGUAUUUUGAUUUUUUUAAAAAACUCGAACUUAUUCCCUUGCCCUUCUGACUUGGGUUCAUUUGCAUAAGAGUCAGACUGUGUGUUUUCCCCUCUCUCUCCCCCACCCCCUUGACAAUAGAGUGUGCUACUUUACAUAACGAAGAACAUUCACCUCCUCUGGAGCCCUAAGCACAGAAUGUCUAUACGUUUUUGGGCUCUUUCUGAUGCAUAUUUUACGAAAAGAAAACACUGUCUCUGGCUUCUGUUUCCAUAAAGAGCACACGUUGAUUGCUAAUGAAAAGAAACAAUUAUUAUUUUCUUGCUGUUCUAGGAAGAGAUGGCGCGCCUCCAGCAAAACAUUGAAAGUUUGAAAACAGAAGCAGCUGAAAAUGGAGAAGAGAAGGUAAACAGAAAAUAUUUAAGCAUUCUUACUGAGCUUUGGAAUCUUCUUCCCAUAUAUAUUUUUUAAGAAUUUUAAAAUGCUUGCGGUCCCUUUGCUCCAUUUAGAAGUGUUUGCCCUCAUUUGGAAUGCUGCCUGAAUUUUUUGUUUUGCCAGUCUGUUAAUUAAAGGUGCUAACGUGUGUGUGUGCAUGUGUCUUUUGAUGUGAUUCACUUUCUCUGGUUACUUAAAAUGAACACUUCAUUUCACUUUAACAAAACUUUAUAUAUUUGAACUCAUGUCUUUCUUAUCGAAGGCAAUUUCUUAUACACAAGAAUUGGGACUUGGAACACUGGAACACAGUCAGUUCCCAAAAGUGUGUGUAUUUUUUGGAGGGCGGUAGUUUGUUCCUUUAUGUACACUGAAUAGCAAAUCUGAUUCUGUUUGCCUGUGUAUUUUAAUAAAAGAAACAUCAGGACACAUGGCGGACAUUUAACAAUGGAUGUGGCAUGCAGGUGUUUUCCAUUAGAGGACCUCUAAAUUGUUGCCCAAUUUAAAAGUACAUGAGGCUUGAGUUUGGACUCCACCUUCAAGAAGAUUGCUCAAUUCAGAUGAUUCUUGAAACCUUGCAGUCCAUCCUCUCUUCCAGAAAACUUCUCUUUUGUUUUGCACUAAUCAUAGUUGGUUGUAGUGUCCAAAUCAAACUGCAGAGUUCUUGCACUCCAAGAAAAACCCACUUCAGACCUUGGCUUCUAAUUUCCGGUUUGGAGGACAAGCCUUAACCAUGGUCUGCCGAUUCGGAUGCCAUGGCAAACUGGGGUUAGUGUUAAACAGGAAAAAGCAAGCCAUCUGUAAACUUGCAGCUCAUUACUGAAUGUCCAAAUAAUGAACAAAAAGAUACUUUGAGCUUUCCUGGAGCAAAUCAGAACUCCAGGAUAUCUUACCCAGGAUUUUAUUCUCCCCAAGGAGGACUAUGUUGAAUAGUCUUCUGACACUCUGACUGGUGUGCUUCCCCAAACCCCACUGUCCUUCUACCUGCUAGUGUGCAUUUUUAACAGCUGUACAACAAGCAGAGCCCGAACACAUUCAACUUUACCCAGGAUGGACUCGUGAUGGGGAAUGUUCUUCUGCUUCUCUGGGCAGCUUGCUUUUAGGUGAAUAUGCUAUAUAUGUAGUUGCACAAGUUAACAUGUUUGGUUGGAUCCAGUAAAAUGUGGCAGAACAUAGCUUUCUUGAACCCCUUCCCCUCGGUAUGUUUUUAACUUUGGUGCAGAACCAGUAUAAACCCUGGGCCCAGUAUGAAUAAGUGACCCUUUGUCAUCAUAGUCUCGACUGAAUUUGGUCAGCUGGAAAUCAGUUUUAUUUUAUGUCUCCAAUGUUAGGAACCCGCUAAAAUUAUAGACCAGCAGUACAAAACCGAGAGAGAGAAGCUGCAGAAGAUCAGACUGCUUCUGGUGAGUUUUCCAAACCGUAAGUCUAGCUGGGUUGGCAGAUGUAUUUGCUAAAUGUGUUCCUGUCCUGCACAAUGUAAAUUUCUGGUUCACGCGAGACUCGCGGAUUCUUCUGUAAUGGAUGUUUUAAAAAUUGGAAAUACCAGUUUGGGGGUAAUUAUUUGGAAAACGUCACCUUUCGCAGUGGAGCCAAGAGGGCAGGGGGUCCGCAUGGCAGCAAUUGAUUCCGUUAUCAGGUUGUUUCUAAAUGUCAGUUUGUUUUUUAGAAACCUAGUCACAGUUUUUGUUUUGUAUAUUGUUUUCAACUCCCCUCAGGCCCGACGAAACAGAGAAAUAGCCAUUUUACAACGCAAGAUUGAUGAGGUUCCCAGCAGAGCUGAGUUAACACAGUACCAGAAAAGAUUUAUUGAACUUUACGGGCAGGGUACGUAUAUCAGGCAGAAAUGCAUUCCUCACAGCUAAGCACUAUAAACCUAUGGAGCAUGGCAACCACUUCUUGUUUAAUGUUGUUGUAUCACUGGCUGUUUGACAUUCACAUCGUAUGCCUUCGCAGACAAGCAGGGUUUUUCCAAAACAUGGAUUUUAAAAUGCCCUCAGGGCCAAAGAUUUGGCGCUUUGGGGGUAGGUUCUUGAAUGUUCUGCCACUUAGUUCUACAGUCUAUAUAUUAAGACACUGUUCCUUAUGACACUAGGCAGGGGGGGAAACAAUAGCAACAACCAACCCACUACAUGCAAUGGGUACGUCAGGGCUGCCCUCCCCACUAAUACACCAGUUAAUUUGUGUGAUGUGCAGCAUUCAUAUUUAUUUCCAAUCCCAGCUGUUCUUCCACUUCAGAAACAACGUGUGUGGGGCCUGUGCAUGCACACAAAUAGGUGCACGCUCAUACAUACGCAUGCAGUGCAAGGUGAGGAAGCCUUCUCCAGGCCCAUGAUCCCAGUGCACUUGUAACGUGGUUGCUGCAAACUAGUCUUCAUCUGCUUGUUAGUGGCUGACUACUUCAGUGGAAACCCCUACAGCAGCAACAGCUCUUCUGCUCAAGGAGCACUGGCUAGGGGUUUAAGUAAGCCUAAGGAAGAAGAGGAGGAGGAGGAGGAGGAAGAGGAGUUUGGAUUUGAUAUCCUGCUUUAUCACUACCCUAAGGAGUCUCAAAGCGGCUCACAAUCUCCUUUCACUGCCUCCCCCACAACUAACACUCUGUGAGGUGAGUGAGGCUGAGAUACUUCAGAGAAGCGUGACUAGCCCAAGUUCACCCAGCAGAUGCAUGUGGAGGAGCGGGGACGCGAACCCGGUUCACCAGAUUACGAGUCCACCAACGAAAGCCUGCUUGUUUCCCAAAUGCUCGUCCUCUGGUGAAAUUCUUUGUUCUUGGAGAAAUGGGGUGGGCUGUCCAAAAAAACGAGGGGGGAAAGACAAAGGUGACAGAAGAAGAAAAUCAGAGGUACUGCAUUCCAUAGGAACCUGUCGUUUUCUGGUACCCAGAGGUAAACUCCUCCUAUUGCCCUUGGCCCUCAUUUUCUGUCUGCCCCAGUUGUUCACUUAGUUUUUUCAACAUACCUCCCUUAAUGGAACUCUCUGCUCUGGAUCCUCUAUGUAUACCUGGCUCUCCAUUGCCAUUUCCAGAGAUUGUGGGGAAACUGUUCCUUUACACUAGGUGAAAUCUGCAGGGCAGGACAUGAGGCGUCUACCUGCUGCACCCUCUUUGGGGGGGGGAUAGGUUAAGGUUAGGGGGGUCCACUGGUAAGCAAGCCCACAUGGGCAUUUGACACUUUGACGCAGACUGUAGAUAAUUCAAGGACUUGAAUUUCUCACUCCCAGAGGUGGGCAACUUCUCGCCAUAUGGAACAUGUUGUAAUUGUUGUAUCCCACCCACCUCCCCCCAAAAUUGCUCAAACCGUGGUGAGGAGGUGUUUUUAAUUGUCUCUGUAAAAACAAAUGUCUAGUUCUUAUAGUUACAGGGAUGUCAAAUUUGUGCUCGUCAAAAUUAGCAAUGUGAUCUUUUAUAUUGAACAAGUGGUUUCCAUGGCUGCUUAUUAUACUUCUGAAUUUUUCCCAGAAUAGGGUACUCAUUUGCAAUGUCAUUUCUCAUUGGCUUUUCUCCAAAACAUCUGUUGGGGGGGUGCACAUACAUGCAUGCGCACUGAAGCUUUAUCAGCAGCCAAAGCAAAAUAAUAUAUGGGUUUUACUGCUCUGCCUCUUCAGGCUAUUCAGUACCAUUAAUGGCUAUAAAGAGUGUUCUGUGUCAGAAAGUACAUUACCUCUCCUUAGACCGGAACCAUCGUUGUAUCACUGUCCCAGCCACACUUAAUGUAGUGAAUUGAUGAUUUAGGAGAAUUCUACCUUUUGCCUGCCUGAUCUAUGCUAAAUGAGCAUUGCAAAUCAUUUAGAAUAACCCUUUUUGCUUUACAAGCUGAAAUACUGUCACUCCCAAUAAAUUUAUGUGAGCUACAAUUCACAGAAUGUUGGUUUUAUGUUAAGAUAUAUUGCCAGCCUUUUAUAGGUUGGCUGAGUACUUGGGAGUGUGUUCUUUCCCUCCUUGGAUUUCUAUGACAAUGUUGAAAAGUUGAAAAGAAUGUUUGCAAAAUUGUAUUUCCAGGUUUUGGCUGGGAUCCAAAUAGGCUCAUGGAGGAGUCCUAAAGGGUUUCCCUACCCUUGGAGGAUGUUUGAGACAGUUGUUUUUUUCCCAUGAAAUGCCAGCUCAAAAGGUCCCCUGGGUUUUGGGGGUGGUUUUUCAGGAAGGGGAGUAUGGUGUGUAGGCAGGGGUGUGAGAAAGAUACUGUGCAUAAAUGGAAGUCGUCUUAUCCUUCUGUUAGCUUUCAGGCCUUUUCAUUUCUUCCUACAGAGCUAAUAGGAGCCAUUCUGCUCCUUAAUAGGUGGAGAACCAGCCUUACAUAUGACAGCAGGUUCACCUUUUAACCUUUAACAUUGUACACCUUUCAUGUUGUGCACUGUUAACUUAUUUAAGUUAAAAAUUAUCAUGAAAGCCAGCUUUCUCAGUCACCCAAUUUUGAGUGCAGGUGACACUGGGACUUCUUCUCCAGAAGCUUGUGUUUAGGAGUGCAGCCUAAGGUUGCAACCUUAUACUCACUUAACCAGAGUAAGUCUUACUGGACUCUGUUGUACUUACUUAAGAAGGCAUGUCUGGGAUCACACUAUAAGAAUCUUCCCUUUGUUUGCAGUUUCGGCAACACACAAAGAAACGAAGCAGUUCUUUACCCUCUACAACACACUGGAUGAUAAGAAGGUGUAUUUGGAAAAAGAGGUAAGCUGCUUGAUCAGAUGUUCUAGCUGACCACAAAGCCCCACCAGCAGUAUAAGCCAUUAUUUUUGCAAUAAGGGGAACUAUGGGGAAUAUAUUUGGGUUCCUGCUUGGUUUCUUCUGUCUGUUCUGUAAAAGGUUUUUCCUUAAGACAGGAGUGGAUGGGGAACCCAUGGCGCUCCUUGAUGUUGCUGGACUACAGGUCCCAUCUCCCCUGACCAUUAGCCAUGAUGACUGGGGCUGAUGGGAAUUGGAGUCCAACGACAUCUGGAGGGCAGCAGGUUCUUCCCCCACUCUUGCCUUAUUGACAUCACUUCACAGAAUAAUAACUUUUAAAGAAUUGCACAAUGCUUUUGUGUGCUGUAUAGCGUUAAUUAGUUCUAAUGCAACUCAGUGUGGGUAGAAUGUCUCCUCUGUCUCCUCCACAUAGGAGUUCUUGCCAAAAAGUUAAAUGGCAAGGUGUAAUUAUAUUACUCUCACCCUGCACUGAUGAGAGCGAAACCAGACAUAAAUUCAGAGAUGCCUCUUAAUGAGAGGCAUUAUUUCUAUAACCGAUGUGCAGUUAAAAUAUUCAUUAUCUUUUCCUUUCCUUGACGUGAUUAUGACAGCGCUGAGAAUGUAGUUAUUUUAAAAGUCGUCUUUUAAAAUGCUAAGUGUUAAAUUGAUAAAUACUGCCUGACUGUGUAUCAAGAGCUCAGUGGUAUCGAGCAUGUGCUCUGCAUGCAGAAGAUCACAGAAUGCAGCAGCUCAGUCCCUCCCAACAUCACCAGGAAGGGCUGAGAGAAAACCCUGCCUACAGUCCUAAAGAGCCCCCUGCCAGUUGGUGACCAUACUGAGCUGGAUAGACCAAUUGUCUGACUGUCAUAGUCUGACUCUAAGGCAGCUUCCUCUGUUCCCAAUGUUGAAAUGAGAUGUCAUGGAAUUGUGGGCCAGCUAGAUUCUGCUAAAUUUGCUUAUUGAUGCCUGAUUAUGCAAAAAGUUGCGGUCUUCAAAGGCUAAAGCAAACAUGGAGAAAAACAAGUGAAUUGGAAGAAUGUGUGUGCUUUUGUGUGAAUGCAUGGACAAGGAAGCCAUAUUCCUGUAACCCACUUACAAUUUUUUUUGUUAAGUGGUGUACAUAAAUCUUGUCAAAUAAAUAAAUAAAUAACCCAGGUUGACUCCUGAAUGAGAUUCUCCUAGCCAAAGAGGAUUUCCCCAUCUCCUGCUUCAGCCCUCCAAGAAGGCCAGCAGAUCCUAAUUAAUGGUAUGGGAUGUGCUGAGGAGAAUUCGGUGGGGAUGGAGGUCACAGAGAUUGAUUAUAGGGGGCUGGUCUGAAGUGCAUGGAUUAAAUCAAGCAGUGGAUUCUAAUGCGGGCCUCCUCAGGUAAUCGUGUCAGAAUGCAACUGCUUCAAGGCUUUUGCUUAAAAGAGGUCAAUACAUUAUGAACCUUCCUUCAAACUGACGUGAGACAAUUGGUCCAUCUAUCCUGAUUUUGAUUCUUCUGACAGGCAGCAGUUCUCCAGGGUUUUGCUUUGAAUAAAGUGAAGCAUGUGAUUGAUUGCCCUGUUGAAUUUGGCAAUGUGUUGUCUCGUGUCAAGUGUUAUUUAUAAAGGGGCGGGGUGGAGGGGGAGACCCAUGGUUUCUUUGAAGACCUGCUGUGGUUUGCAUUGUUGUGCCGCGUAAAUAGGAAACCGAUUGUGUUCUUUCCAGCAGCUAAUGCAAGGCAAGAAAAACGCUAGCGGAGCAAAAAAUGUGCAAUAGCACUCUGUGAGGCAAGGAGAAUUUUUGUCUACAGCUUAGACCAGGGUUGUCACCCUUUUUUGAAUAGCGGAUGCCAUGGGGUGUGUGGCAAAACACAAAAUCAAGAGUACAGUCAUUGCUGCCCAGAAUUCACUGGGGUUUUGUAACUCUGUGAUUGCAUAUCCCUUUGUACAUGGUACUUCAAUUUGAUAAUGUUUUGAUAAAUAGGAUAGCAGCAGCCCAAUAUUUAUUUGAACACAUAUGCUAGCUGUGAGGAGCACAAAACAUUGACUAUAUGCUCCUGAAAAGAUAAAAGUUAAUAGGUACACAAUUUGUCUGCAGUCAUCUACAUUCCCUACCAACACAUGUUUGUGUGUAAUGCUCUGAAUACCCUCACACUGUUGUAUUUCAAGUGCUGUUCUUAGGGUAACAUAGUACUGGUUCAUUAAAUGCAUGUUCAUUACUUCAUGUCUGAAAGUAUGUGUGAAUACAAUAAGAAAUUUGUGGUAACCCAGUGAGGCCUCAGAUGCAGUGUUUUUGAAUGAGUUGGUUCACGCACAUUAAACUGCAAAUCAAGUAAUUUAGUGCAGCAAAGCCUGUAUGAUCAUGCAUUAGCCAAGCCGCAUCAUUUUCUGAACCAACCCUAUUGCUUAAAAGGCAUUUGCUUUUUUACAUGGAAAACUUUGCAUAAAAAUGCAUCCUUGUGUUUGUCUUUCCCAGGUUAACUUGUUGAAUUCAAUUCAUGACAACUUCCAGCAGUAAGUACUCCUUUCUUUUUUGUGGGUACAGCCCUUACUAACACAGCGUGGCCAUUUCACCUCCCUUACGAUGACCAGCCCUUGAUUUAAAGAAACAGUCACAUGUCUUUAAAAUCUUUCCAGAAGUUUCAAUAGUCUUAAGAAAAAAAUUUAAAUCAUGUAUCCCAUUCAAGAAAUUAUGCAUGUCACAUUAUGCUCCUAAAUAGUUCAUGUAAUACUUGUUUCAGUGCCUUUUCUCUGAAACUAUGACAGUAUGCUGCUUCUUGUUUUUCAAGGAGAAAUUUAGAAAACAGUCCUACAUUAUAAUUUCUUUUGUCAGACAAAGGCACACUUUAAUAGGCUAGCCCUAAGAAUUCUGUCAAAAUCAGUGGGACUUGAAUAAGCAUCACUGGGAUCCAAAGAGGCCAAGUUUGUCUUUUCUGUCAACUGCAAGCAAAGUUUGACUUCCAUGAUUUACCAUUUAGGCUGCAGACAUAUUGCGUGGACUCUCACUCUUUCCUCAAGUGACUUUGGUACCCAUUCUCCUUUGUCUAAUGCCCUCGUGCCAUGUGCACCCCAUUCUCAUUUCAGAGCCAUGGCUUCUUCUGGUGCUCGAGACCAGUUUCUGCGGCAAAUGGAACAAAUCGUAGAAGGAAUUAAACAGAAUCGAAUGAAGGUUAGUUUAUUAUUUUCACAUAAGUUUUGGUGGUGUUUCUUCUUAGACCUCAAUAUAACCUUUAUGAUUUGUGCAAUGAAAUACAAACCUACAGAACAUCUGGAAUAUGCUUUCAUUCCUGCACUGCUACGAUAUGCUCAUUAUUACCCUGUGAGCAUACUGCAACAUUAUAGCAAUUGAAAUAGAACACACAGGUUGAAGAUGCGUCUCUAUACCAAGCACAAUGGAAAUGAUUUGGAUUCAUAGUCUUGGUCCUGAAAGCAAAUGCCUUGGAACAUAAUCAAGUAUGUGUUGUGUUCCUCCAUCAUGCAGCCUUCACCUGUUAAAACACAUGCACAGUUCUUAUCCCAGAUCACAUAUCUGCCAAAAUUCCCUUGCAUUAUUCUUUAAAUUACGCCCUUUUCUUUCAUUCACAGAGAUCCUUCUUUCAAAUAAAUGGCCAUUCUCAGUUUUUAGAUUUAAUGAUUUGUAACUAAGAUGUGCUGAAUAGAACAAGGGAUAACCUUAGGUGUAGGAAAGUCACUAUUAUUUAGGGUAGGCAGUACUACUACACUUGAUAAUUGGCUUGACUCUGGCAAAGGCAGUUCAAUAUCUGAGCACAGAGCAUCUCCGACUAAAGAUUAAACUUGGAUUUAAAUUAAUUAGUCAAGCUUAUAAAGUUUCUCUAGUCUAAUGGAUGGCAUAGCAAAAGGAAAAAUAAACCCAAGGGAAGUUUGAUCUACUUGCUAUCUCUGCAUUGAAAAGGACCCCUUGUAGAUGUUCUCCUGUGGAAAAUGCUGAACCUUUUUUAAAAAACCCAACAAGCUUCUUUGCUACAGCCACUCUCACUCAACAAAGUAGAAGGUGUUUCCUUCCUGCUUGCCAUUUUUUAAACUCAUCCCAUUGGGGUGAGACGAGCACUUCUAGCACAAAGCACCAGUGUGGGCCAUAUACAGUGGGUUGUCCAGUAGGGAGUCAGUACACCUGUUGAAACCACAAUGCAGGUAUCCUUGAACAAGAUAGUGUAGGAAAGAAACAUCCCAUGAGCAGAAAGGCAAAUUUUCGCUUGGUCUUGAUUUUCAUUUAUGAAUGCAAACCAUGAAGGUGGGGCCUCAUGAGUUACCUUACUUUUGAGAUUUUAAGCAAAGGGGUGUUGGAAAAACUUCACCACAAGAUAACUGACUUGUGGCACUACAGGUUUCAUAGUGAUUUCACUUUUUAAUCCUUUGCUAUAUUUCUGCUCUUUCCUAGUUGUAAACUACCAAAUGUUUCUAUUGUUGGAACAAGUGCAGAUGCAGGGAGCACUUUUUGUUUAUCUGGUGUUUUGUUUUUUUAAGAAAGAAGGGGGCGGAAAUGCUGGAGGAUUUCGUUUUUGGUCUUGCGCGUUCCAAGGUACCAUAAUACUUUCCCCUUGUUACCAACAGAUGGAAAAGAAAAAGCAAGAAAACAAAAUGAGAAGGGACCAGCUAAAUGACGAAUAUCUGGAGCUACUGGAGAAACAAAGACUCUACUUCAAAACGGUCAAAGAAUUUAAAGAGGUAAAUGGGACAGUGGUGGUUGGGGGAAGAGAGAGAGAGAAAACACGCACACAGAGAUGGUCAAAAGCUCUGACCAUGACGUGGUGGCUUAAUAACACACACACUGAUUCAGCACUACUUUGUGAUGCCACAGUGUCCUGUCCCCCCCCAGUCAUCUAGCACUGUACGUUUGUGGGCAGAAUGCAGAUUAGCUGUUCACAACCUGGUACCCUGCAGAUGUUUGGUGCUACAACUCACAUAAUCUCUGUUAGCCACAGGGCUGAAGAGUUAGUCCUAAACACAGAGGGCAUGAGGUUCAGAAGGGCUGGUGUGAAUGAUUCUAGGUAAUAUAGUUGGUAGCAGAAGGCUAAGAACAAUCAGGUGCAUUAGUGUGGUUUUUUCAGAUAUUAUUCAUACGGACCAAUCCCAUCCAGCACCUUUUCACUUUAACAGUAAAUUCCACCUGCCUUGCCUUCCGUAUUACCUACAGCAUGUGUUAAAAGACAGACAGCUGAUUUGGGCUGUAAUCCUAUAUGUUUAGUUGGAAAUAAGAGCCAUUGAAUUUAAUUACCCUUGCUUCUUUGUAGCCAUGCAGGUUUGCACUGUUAGUAUCAUCAUGUUAGUAAACAUGUCUUGUUUAAUAUUUUAAAUCUUCCAUCUCUUUGUUUAUCAACAGGAAUGCCGCAAAAAUGAAAUGCUUUUAUCCAAGCUGAAAGACAAGUGUUCUUGAAGAACUUCAGACAGCAAUUCAUUUAUAUGAUUGAAUUCAUUUUCAUUCUGAUCCAGCCCAAUGACUAGAUGUAUUCCUUUUUGAGAUUUAAUGCAGUAUAGCAGUUCAGAAAUAUUAUUUGUCUUUUUAUAUAUGCACACCCAUAUAAAGUAAAGUGACACUGUUUUGUAAAUGAUUUACCUUUGCACUAGUUAACAUUUCAUGUGCACUAGAAAACAUAUAUUGUGUGUUAAACAAUAAAUAUGUAUAAAUCAAAAGCUC
This is a messenger RNA of Podarcis lilfordi (Lilford's wall lizard), 38540 nucleotides long. The record is from the annotation of a GenBank genome assembly. Lineage: Eukaryota; Metazoa; Chordata; Lepidosauria; Squamata; Lacertidae.